AUGGGUCUCCUGUCGCUCAUCACCGGCAGGCCGGGCGCCAGCGGGUUCGGGUCGGCGUCCACGGCGGAGCAGGUCACCGACGGCGUCGACGCCUCGAACCUCACCGUCGUCAUCACAGGAGGACCUAGCGGCAUCGGCCUGGAGACGUCGAGGGUCUUGGCCCUGAGAGGAGCCCAUGUCAUCAUCGCGGCGAGGAACACGGAGGCCGCGUGGGAGGCGAAGAAGAGCAUAACGGAGGCGAACCCAGCCGCCCGGGUCGACGUUCUGAAGCUCGACCUCAGCUCCCUCAAGUCCGUCAGGGCCUUCGCCGAGCAGUUCAACUCCAUGAACCUCCCUCUCAACAUCUUGAUAAACAAUGCAGGUGUGAUGUUCUGUCCCUUCCAGCUCUCCGAAGAUGGGGUCGAGAUGCAGUUUGCCACCAAUCAUCUCGGUCACUUUCUGCUGACCAACCUGCUGCUUGAUAACAUGAAAGCCACUGCUGAGUCUACGGGUAUCGAGGGCCGCAUCGUGAAUCUGUCAUCGAUCGCCCACGAACAUACUUAUCCGAAGGGGAUUCAAUUCGAUACACUCAAUGACAAGAAAACAUUCGACAGAAGGUCGGCCUAUGGACAAUCCAAGCUUGCGAACAUACUACACGCUAAAGAGCUCUCUAGACGGCUCAAGGAGGAAGGAGCUAACAUCACGGUUAAUUCCCUUCAUCCUGGAGUAAUCAUGACCAAUUUGAUGAGGCACUCCUAUGCUGUCAUGAUUGCCACCUGCUUGAUCUGGAAGAAUGUACCCCAGGGAGCAGCAACUACCUGCUAUGUAGGGCUCAGCCAUCAGCUGAAGGGAGUCACAGGCAAAUACUUUGCUGACUGCAACGAGGAGAAGACGAGCAAAUUGGGAGAGAGCGACGUCUUGGCGAAGCAACUCUGGGAGUUCAGCGAAGAGCUGGUCAAGUCUGCGAGUCAGAUCUAAAAGCAGGCGAGAGAAAGGCGUAGUAGGAACCUACCGCAUGCAUGGUGAACCAGUGUCGUUCAUUAACAAAUUUUCGUGCUUGUUGUUUGGAUCGUGACCUAAGAGGCUAAGACCAAUAUGCACCCUGGUUAAAUUUCUCUA
This is a messenger RNA of Triticum urartu, 1098 nucleotides long. Lineage: Eukaryota; Viridiplantae; Streptophyta; Magnoliopsida; Poales; Poaceae. The record is from RefSeq and is a predicted model, not a curated record.